AUGAGUCGCCUUGACAAUGCGCAGGACGGGGGUCACGACAACUCUGAGCCCAUUCACCUCAAUGCCGACCAAAAACCCACGACAGGAGGGGCUCAGGACGCCGAGAAACAGUCGGUGAACGACGAUGCACACAAAGACAAUUCACAUGCCGAACGCGCUCGGGAAAGGGAAGAGGCUCUCGAGAGGGAAGAGACGCAGCAGCAGCAGGACAGCCCCAAACCGGAAGGCGACAACGACGACCAGCCUGCUGGAGGCUACGAUGCGACGCCCAUACCCAAAGCUCCGCCAGGCUGGACCGUCAAGAUCACCUUCCACCGUGCCACCAACCUGCCCAUGGCCGACAUCAACUCCAUGUCGUCCGACCCCUACGUGCUAGCCCAGAUCAACACCGACUUGCCUAAGCGUCACAAGGAAGAUCCUCUUCUGCGUAUGCGUACGCCAACAAUCCGUCGCAACACCGAUCCUGAGUGGAACUUUGAGUGGAUUGUCGCCAACAUUCCCUCGUCAGGCUUCAAGCUCAAAGCUCGUGUCUACGACGAGGAUCCUACCGACCACGAUGACCGCUUAGGAAACGUUCACAUCUCGAUUCACGAUAUCCACGAGAACUGGCCCGGUAUUCAAGAGCAGCCCUACAAGAUCAUGAAGCGAUCGGGCAGCAAGCGAGCCUAUGCCAUUCGUGCUGUUGCUGCCUGUAUGAGCAAGGCCAAGCACAUGAACGGCAGCCUCUAUGUGAGCAUCCAGGUGCUCGGUCGCACAGACAUCGACAACGGUGGUCACGUCUUCACCGUCGGUCCGCAAUGGUGGAUCAGGCAUCAAGCUCCCAUGCUUGGCCGUAUCGCCGGCCGCAAAGAACCCAAUGAAGACAACUCUCAAACCGAGAAGGAAAAGGCAAAAACAGAACGCUACAACUUCCAGGCCAACCAGAUCCAAUUCCGUGGUCCUGUGCCAGAUGGCCUCUACCAUCGCUAUGUCGAGUUCCGCCCUUUCGUCAAGCAAAUGUUUACUUCUACUGGUGUGCGAGGUUGGGUUUUGUCGAAAGCCCUUCACCAUCAACACGCUCGAGUAUACAAUUUCGACCGUUCUACUAAAUGGGGCCACUUCCCUCAAGGCCCCUGCAAGGAGAUGACACAAGCCUUCCUCGACUUAGUACAUUACGACGAGGGCGGCCGCAUCUUUACCUACGUCUUGAGUCUCGACUCGCUCUUCCGCUUCACAGAAACAGGCAAGGAGUUUGGUAUCGACAUGUUGAGCAAGCAUACCAUGCACAGCGACGUGAGCAUCUACAUCGCCUUUUCCGGCGAGUUCUUCAUUCGCCGAUUGAAGUACAAGAACGAGCCUCCUCCGCCAGACCCAGCCGACACCGGCAGUGCCAGCAGUGAAGAUGGCGACCAUGAACACGACGGCGCAAACGAGUCUCACCCUCCUCAUGAUCUCAAUAACGGCCCUCCUAACGACGAACCNCCCAAAGAUCCCGCACACUACCAACUCGUCAUUGACAACGACAGCGGCACCUACCGCCCCAACGCCAAAAUGUUGCCUCUACUCAAAAAGUUCCUCGCUGCAAACUUGCCCGGCCUCCACAUUCAAACCCUCGACUGCCAAAAGNNGGACGAGAAGAAGAUGAACCGCAUGAAGCAAGCCCAACGCGACCGCAAAAAGAAGGAAGGCGAUCAUAUCGUCUACGCUCAAGCCGGCAGCGACGCCAGCAGCAUCAGCAGUUCUGACGAAGAGCAAUUGGAUAAUCUUGAGCAAGCUGCUCACGCACAUUACUCAGAACACAGGGACGAACCUUCAGGCCGUGGGUUUGCUCAUCAACUCAAGCAGGAUGCUGGGCUUAGGGGUAAAGCCAAGGUGGGGCAUUUGAAGCGUAAUAUCCCUGGUGCUGGAAACGAUAGGCCACAGGAUGGCGAGGGAGGAGUAAAAGGAGCACGAGUUGAUCAGUUGAUGAAGUUGAUGUUGUUAAUCAAGGGGGCGCGGGAUCGCUCCUGA
This is a messenger RNA of Aureobasidium musti, 1989 nucleotides long. The record is from the annotation of a GenBank genome assembly. Lineage: Eukaryota; Fungi; Ascomycota; Dothideomycetes; Dothideales; Saccotheciaceae.